UAGAAGCAGGAGUUCCCUCCCCACCGGGUACAUAUUCCUCACUUGUGGCUGUUGACCAUGAGCUAAGCGCAAAUCUCAGCCAGUUCCUCACCAACAACAGAAUUACUGAUUAUUCGUCUUGAAGUCAGAUCAACGUACCAUCAUGGCCAGAUUUAUUCGCCAGUUAUGCGUGUUGUUUUGGAAAAAUUGCCUCUGCCGUUUAAGACAGCCGGUACUGACCCUGUCGGAAAUUAUCUGGCCGUGUUUAUUGUUUCUUAUCCUGGUCGGAGUGAGAGUCCAACACCUUCCUCGCCAACGUGAAAACUGUUUUUUGCAGCCUCGUACUUUGCCCAGUGGAGGACUUUUUCCUUUCGUUCAGAGCCUUUUUUGUGAUAUUGACUCUCAGUGUCAUGGCACGGAGUUCACAAGAUCAGAGAACAUGGCCCGUUCCAGGUCAUUGCUGGGCCUCACAGAUGACAGUGAGGUCGACAUCCUAACGUUGUUAGAAGAUCUUGGAGAGGAAGUCAAUGAAACCUUGCAAAAAGCAUCUACUUUACAAAGCAAUUUAAAUGAAUUAUUUGGAAAUUUUGAUGGUUCUGGAGAACUUGGAUUUGCCAUGAUGGAUCUGAAUGAAACAGAGAAAGCCAUUUAUGUAAUAGAACAAAUUCACAAUGAAACAUACACUUGGGAUAUUCUUUUCAAACUACCUGAGCUUCUGGAAACUCUGAAGAAUAAGGAUUUCUUAACCAAGGGCACUACUGUGAUGAUUGACUCAUUGAUGGAUGUAAGAAGGUUAUUGGAAUCGCUGAAAGAUUUGUUCACUUCCAAAAGUGAGAAUUCAUAUUUGGUUUCAGACAUCGGCUUUAACCUGACCAUUAGUGCAUUGAACAUCGUCCAUGCUAUUGGCAUUCAAGAGAGAGACCAAAAUCUGACGUUGGGUGAUCUUCUGAGGGAUCGUAAAAUGACUGAGUCAGAUUUUAAAAACCUAUUUAAGAUGGAUCCUGUGGUGAUCAACCAGUUGCUGAAUACAUCAAUUCCUUUAUGCAAGUUUUAUAUUCUUCUGAAUGAGCAAAAACUCAAGAAAUUUAUGUGCUCAAAGUUGGAUCACUUGAUACCUUGUGCUAUGUUGAACAACGUGUCUACUUAUCUAUUCUACAAUAUUGACAUUUUUAAGUUAUCCAAAGAGGCUUUUAAUGUUUGGCGUAGGAGUGGAUUUCCUGAGUACUUGGUGACCAAGUUUGAUCAAAUGUCUGCAGCUAUAAUGAAACUUUCAACAGACAACCGGGAUUUCAAAACAGCUUCUCCAGCGCAACAGAUUAUUUAUCUGCUCAGUGACUUUUUUCACCACGUGGUGGAACCAUCAGGAGAAUCACAAAAGUACCUCGAAAGGUUCCAGGAAAAGCUUCAGUCUUUGCAACAGUGGCCUCAAAUCAAAUACAUGCUUAUGGUUGAUGCGUCAUUCCGAAACCUUACUAUUGCAAAAUGGAAUGCUGAUCGAGCUAUGUACGAAUCUCUGAAGAAAGUGUUUACCACUGUGCAAGUGAAUACUGUGAACCAGAUGAUAUUGGAUGCUGAUAUCCUGAUGACAGAACUAAAAAUGAUCUUGACCCAAAAUAAGACUGUUACGUGCAAUGAUAUAAUGAAGCUGAGUGAUAUUCUCAAUUUACCAGAGGGCGUAAUUUCAAAUGAAGCCUUAACAAGUAUAAUAUGCGGUCAUCAACAAUCCAGUGAACCCUGGAAUGUGUUAGAACAUUUUCCAAGUAUGAAGAGCUGGAUUGAAGCUCUUGAACAGUACAAAUCAGUGCUUGCUGGGGAGCAGGAAUUUGAAGUCACAUUUCAAGAUUCAUAUAGAGGAUGGAUAGAAGUAUUCAAAACAUAUGAAAACAACCAACUGUUCUACAAUCAGUUCUUUAGGAAUUUCACAGAAGAAAUUCAUGCUACAUCUGAACACUGGAAAGGUUUUGAAUUUAGCACUUUUCAGGAACACCUCAUAUGGAAUCUGAUCUUUGAUGUAUUUGAUGCGCAAGGAUCUGCAUUGGAAAAUAGUGAUUUCUGGCCAAGCAUUGAAAAUCAUAUUCGAGGAAUUUGCUGGCUGAUUGUAAACUCAAACCAACCACCUGAUGGAAAUAGCAGUUAUUCAGAAUCGAAUUGUAUCACAGGGAAGAUCAAUUGGAGAGAUCUACUUAAUAAGACUCUGAUAUUCAAACAGAAUGCUGGCAGUAAUUCUGGUACAUUUUGGAAACGGUUUCAGAGUUCACUACUGAAGCUUUUGAACUUGAAUAACAUCAUUAAGCUAAGUGCCAGUGAUAUACAGAUUAUAAGCCAGAGUUUUGGAAAUUUUAGUGAUGCAAAUUUGUUUGGGACUUCCCAAGGAAUACAGGUUGUAGCAAAGGUCAUUUUAGAAAAUGUACCUUUAUGGAUGAAAAAGUAUGUCAACGCAACAAAUGAAACACCAUUGAUAUUUCCUGCAUUACUUCAAAUUACUCAAAUAAGUAGUGUCAAUUCAUUUUUUUCCACACUAAAGUUUUUCACGAAUGAGUGGUCAAAAGGACAGUCACCACAGUUUAGGGAAGCACUGAACAUUUUGUUUAGUGUGUUAGAAAAAGAAUUACCAAAUCUACUGAUCACUGACCUCUUUAAAAGUACAACUGACAAGUUUAAUGCCACAUGGUUCAGAUUGCAAAGGCUUCUUAAUCAUCGAAUUUCUAAAAAUCUAACACACAGUCUAAAUUCUUUCUGGAAUUUGACAUCUACAAUAUGGAUAAGCUCAACCAAAGGCAACAUAGAUUAUCUUGAUAUGACUAAAAUAUUUCUGCAUUAUUUGAAUAAUCUUGGUUUACUGUCUCAAGAACAACUUUCAUCAGUGCUGGAUGCCAUCAAUGGCUUAAAAAAUGCUUCAUUAAUUGAUCCUUUUGCUCAAUCUUUAUCUCAGCUGCCAUUGUUCAAGCUGUUGCAAAUGAUUAAUACAGAAAAUAAAACAAAGCUUUUGGAGACAGCUUUUAAUAUACUUCAUGCAAUCUCACAAUUAUCAAAUGUGACUGAGGUCUCAUCAUUGGUAACUGCUGUCAAUAAUAUUUCUGAAGACAUUUCCAGUUUUUUUGAACGAUAUAGCUCCAAUGACAUUAGUGAGGCCUUUAGUGCAAUUUCAAAACUUGUGUCUGUCUUCCACAACAUGUCAAAGGAUGACUUAGCUGAAAAUUUAUUGAAUCUCUAUCUCUACGUACAAUCACAAAUACAAGCAGGGGGAAAUGUUACAGGAUCAGAACUGCAACAGAUAAAUGAGACAAUUGUAAGACUCGCAGAAACUUUCAAUGAUAAUACAAACAAUGUUAGCUGUUUGUUGUUACAAGCAUUGCAGUCUUCAUCCAUCCCUAUUUCUGAUAUUUGGUUGAGUAAGUAUUGUUCCACACAUAAUACUGGAAGAAAAAUCCGUUCAGUAGAGGCUGUUUCUAAUUCACAAUCCAGUCAGAAUCCAUACAGAACCUUGGUGGAACAAAUUAUAAACAACCUAAUGGAUAGAAAUCAAGAAAUAACAUCCUCACUGUCAUGCAUAGCAGAUUUGUUUCUGUCAUGGACUGAAAUUAUAAACGAGAUAGCAGUACAGCUGGAUUUGGAUAUUCAAGUAGUAAACUUCUUUUAUGAUGGCUUGAAAGAAGUGUCGCAAGAACUGAAUAAAACGUCAGUAUGUACCAGACAUUUGAUCAUGGAUAACAGGACAGCUGCAUUGAAAGUCUUCCUGCAGAACAUUACUGCAAGAAAUGGCUUUAAUCUUCAGAAUUUGUACCAAUUAAGCACUGAUCGCAUUAUCAUCUUACAUCAUAUAGUGAAUACAUUUCUUAUUCCAAUCGACAACAAAACGCUUCAACAGCUUGCCACAAUUGUGGACAAUGUCCUUAGUUUAUUUCAGGAUUCUAAUCUUGAUAAUUUGAAUGAUUUCUCCAAAAUCAUAGAUGCCCUUCGCCCUAUGUGGUCAUUGUAUGACCCUCAACAUGACAAAAUGUAUUCAAUCCUACAAACACUUGCAUAUUUAAAACCCAAUGCUGAUCUAGAAAGUAUUAAAGUGGUCGUCAAGGAAAUUCUUUUAUUCUACAAUAACAGUUUCAACAUGGACUAUCUCAACCACUCUGUGCAAUAUAUGAAAGAAUUCUUGAAUUUAGUGGCAACAGCUGAGACAAAUGGAGGCCAGUUUCCACACAAAGCCUUAGUGGUGUUAAUUAAACAACUAAUCCAUUCAGAAAAUCCAAAUACAGGGGAAAAGGAAUGGGGAAAAUUGCUGCAGUGGCUACUUGUACUGACACAUACCAAUCUUUCCGAUCCAUCGCUCUCAUUUCUGACGCAUGUAACCAAAAUUCCGAUCUUUGGAUUGAACAUAUCUGAAAUAGACAAAGUUAUGAGAAAAACUGAGGAAACAAUUUUCAAGAUUCGAAAUCUGACAGAACAGUUCCAUGGCACAAAUGCAUCUGUUGCUUAUUACUAUGAAGUUAUUGAAUUGUUGGAAAUGAUUUGUCCUGAUUCCAGUUCUUACAAAAGCACAAGCAUUCAAACUCUGAAGAUGUCCAUUGACUUAGCUUACAAUAUUGUUAAUGAUGAAAACAUGUCAUAUAACCUAACAGAACAGUUAAUGAAACACUUGGAAAACAUGGCCAAUGACAAUGCAACAGCAGAAGAGCUGUUUGGCCAUUUCAGUAAUCUGGUCAGUGGAAAUGUUAACUUAAGCCAGUGGUAUUCUGUAGAUUCUGCCAAACUCCUAUCUCGGCAAAUACAAGCACUAACUGCUGUUCUAACUUCAGAUCAGAACAUUCAGAAAUUUUCAGUACUGCUUCACAAAUUACUUCUUCAGAUGAAUCAAAGUGCUUUUAUAAAUUUGAGGCCAGAGAAAAUUUCGAAUGUGUUAUUUGGCACUUUGGAUAUAAUUCAUCAUUUUAAUAUGAGAACUGCAUACAAUUUGUCUGUGACCGAGGCCAUGAGUGCUUUACUCAGUAAAACUGCAGUUUUUGGUUGCCUAAGUUUAAAUAAAUGUUCAGAACAGGACUUGAACAUUCAGAACAUCAGAUUGAGUCGACUGUUUUCUCAAAUAGCACAUUUUGCAGAGAAAUUAGAUGAAAUGGAUAAAUCAAAAUGUAAACCUCAUCUAAUAAUUGAAUCCAGUGAAUCAUUUUAUCUGCUAAUUGAAUAUAUCAACAACAAAACAUUCAACAACAACUCAAUUGUAGAAGAACAUGUAAAUACAUUUAUAAAUGGUUUGGAGGGAUUUCCGCUGUCAGAGAUUGAAUGUGCUGUAGAUGUUAUGAACAUUUCUAGUGGUUUUCUGAAGACAUUACAGCAGAUUGAGAACAAGGGUGGAACCAGUGGCAUUGAACAAUUUUUACCGUUUGCACAAUCGGCCUCUCGUCUUCUUCAUGUUAUUUCAGAAACAAUAAAAGUUCGCAAUGACACAACAGCAGCUGCACAGGCCCUCAUUUUACUGAAGAACGAAAGUUCAAAUUUAGCAACAAUCUUGAAGAGUCCCAAUUAUACUUCUGUCGUGAAAGUGCUCAACAUGAUUGAUAAUGUAACUGAGCAUUACAAACUGGAGACACAUCCAGGUGGAUACUUUCAACGGUUGCUGAUGUACUUCGAUUCAUUUUCUAAGGUGCUUGAGCUGAUUGAGAUACCUCAGGAAACAACAGAAGAGCUCAAAGGUGUUGGUGAAGUAUUAAGAUUCUUCCUUCCAUUUCUAAACAAAAGCCACACCCAAGAUUUCGAAACUGACUCUGUACUCAACGUUACAUUCUUUGUUUUGCAACAUUUAAACUCAAUAACUGCAAUUCAUAAUGAACUGCAAUUGCUGAAAAGAGAUCUUCAGAUCUUGCUUAAUGCCACAGUGCAGCAUGGCUCAAGUAACAAACAAGCUGUGUACAGCCUUAAUGAACUCAUAACUUUUGUUGAAAAUGUCACAUUAACUUAUAACUCAAGACAUAGUAAUGCCACCUUGGAGUUUCCACUUCAGCUUGAUGCAAUAAUUCAAACUGCACAACUUGUAAGAGAAUAUGUGAUAUUUUUGAAUAAGGUAUCAUUACCAUCUAUGCCUGCCAGUGAAGGUGCUGAAAUGUUCAUUCAAUUACUGCGUAACAGCCUAAUGAGAAUCAAAUACAUUGAACCAACUAAGUUGUUUGCUGUCCCUUGGACUUCUCUUUUCAAUGAUAAACUUAUACACAGGAUGUUUUCAGUACUACUUGGUAAUUUUGUUCAGCAUUUCACAAAUUUUCAUCAAGAUCAGAUCAGCUUGACAGAAAAUGUAACCUAUGUAAUUUACAAUCUCACAACCACCUUGACAACAACCAGAGAUGUAGAUUCCAUAAAUGCCCAUUUGGAGCAAAUGAACAGUGACCUUGCAAGGUUCUUUAAAGAACUGAAUAGUACUGGGGAUUCACAUGUCAUGUUAAAUAUUUUGACAAAAGUGACGAGCAUUUUAAAACAUGUGCCAAAAUUUCAAAAUAUGACUGAGAUUCUGCAAAUCAUCAGGGUAAUUUUAUCAGAGGCUGGAAAUGAACAUUUUCCACAAACUCUAAUUCGAGAUGGUAUUACCUUAGUAAAGAGUCUUUCUACCAUGAAUGUGAGUCAAGCAUUGAAUGCACUUUACUUGUUUGGAUUAGCUCAUCAGACAACGGGAUUAGAGUUCAGUCAAGGAAGUCAGACUGGAAAUUACACUGAACUUAAUGAGAAGGUUAUCAGACUGAUACAGGUGAUUUCUAACAUUGCUAAUUCCUCACAGUUAUCACAGUGUUUGCCCGUAGCUAUUUGCAAGUUGCUAUCAGAAGAAGCAGCCGACGUUGAUGACGGUCUCUUUUUAAAAGCUUGUGACUUCAAGGCAAAUCAAAGUCUUAGUACUGCUUUUAAUCUGGCAGUUGAUAUUAAACAGCUCUUUGCAGAAGUUGUCCAAGGGACGACAAAAGUGGAAUGCUCAGGAAGUACUGUUUUCAAGAAAAUCAUUCAGCAAACGGGUUGUGUUCUUCAACACUACGAAGAGUUGAAUGCAUUUUUGCUCCAGAUUGCCCAGAUGUGUGGCUUCAAGUCUCCAGUGCUAAUAAAACUGCAAGAUAUUUGGAAUAACAUUUCAUAUGUCAAAGUUUCCAUCAAAGAGGACAACUUAAGUUGUCCCAUUGUCCCAAUAAGAGAAAAUUCUGAGAGGCUGAUUCACCUGAUUCAGAAUAUGACUUUAACAAGCACUAUUUCUGCUGAACAAGCCAUUAAUUUUCUCUCUGAUGUAAGUGACACAAUACUUUUGCUGAGUGGCAACAAUUCAGAAACUGCACACAGGUCUCUGAAACUUCUUGCUAAUUACUUAAGGAAUGCAACCAAAAACGCAUUGUCACUUUCAGAUUCAAAAAAACAUAUCUCCACACUUAUCCCUGCUCUGCGGUCAUUACUUUCAAUGACAGGUUAUCAAAAUGAAUCACUGUAUUCAGUGUUAGAUGAUUUAUUGGGUGUCCUCAAUCAUAAUGCCAUUAAUGUUUUGUCAACAGAUAUUGACAAAAUAUUAAAUGACAUAACAAAGAAUCCUAAAAUUGAAGAGCUACUGCCAGCUGUAAAGAAUGUGAUCAGUUUGAUGAGAAACAUAACAGCAAAUGGUUUCAUUGAGCUUAAUGCAUUGCAAAUUUACAAAAUAUCGAAUGAUUUGGAGACAGUUCUGGAAAUAAUGCCGUAUAUAUCCAACUUUACAGAUGAAAACAAUUACAAAAUACUGAAUGUCAUCAGUUAUUUGGUUAAAAACCAUAACCUCCCAGAAAUAGUUAACACAACACUCAACCAAAUGGUAAAAUCUGCCAGUCUCAUGAGCAAUAUUUCACAGCUGCUAAUGGAACAAAUGGACUCAGCAGCAUCUGUUCUGGAGGUUUAUCAAAAGUUGCUCCCCCACAUCACAGACAUAAUCUUUAAUGAACACUUCAACCAAAGCUCAAAGGCAUUUCAACUUAUAAAUGAUUUGAUUUUUGAAGUUUACUCACAUUGGGAUCAUACACCUGAAUUCAGACAAACAUUGGUAAACAAGAUUAUCCAGAUCUUGAAUGAGCUACUACCAGAAAACAAUCAGGCAACUAUAAAUUUUGUGCAUGUUAUCAAUAAUGUGUUCUUGGAGUUCCAAGGAUUUGACCCUAAUGGAAAUCUUAACUCAACUGAAAUCAUAAAUAUGACACUGAACUUGAUGGACAGGCUUGAAGAGUUGUUUGAUGCAAAGCCAGUAUCAAGUCCUGCUUGGAAGAUAGCAGCCGAUAUUCCUAAAUUUACGAAACUGCUUCUCGAGUUCAAAGAAACAGGCAAUUAUACAAGAAUGGGAGAAGUGUGUCAAUUUGAUUGGUUCAAUAAGUACGCCACGUCAUCAUAUGCCACAAGUCUCUUUCAGUUAAAGUUACUGAAUCUCUUUACAGAAAAAGUGUACUUUGUUAAUGAUAUCAUGUGUGUACAGAAGAACUGUCGUCAGAAUAUUUCAGGACACAUAAUUCAUGCUCUGACUGAACUGUUUAAUUUGACAACAGAUGUCCAACAGAUCUUCGAAGAAACAUUUUUGAAACCAGUCCAUGGAAACUGUGAGACCGUACUUAAUAAUAGCAUACAAUUACAAAUUGCAAAUAAGCAGGCAUCGCAAGUAGUUGAACAUGCAGUGAGGAACUAUCAAUGCAGUUGUGAAUUGACUUCAUUGAUGACAGAGCAACUAUAUGACAGGUUUGAAUUUUCUUCAUCAACACUUCAUCCAAACAGUACCUUUGUAACUGUACUUGAGAACAUUAGAGCAUUUAAAGGUUUACCAAUAGAGAGCUGUGUGCAAAACAUCACAAUUUUAAAAAUCCACUUGCAGCAAAUCAAUGACCUCUCACCUGAAGCAAUUGAUGUGUUAAUGACAGCAAACCUGACUGUCUCAAAGUUAAUUCGUGGCCUUAUUAUCACAGCAGACAGGUGUGAUGAGGAAAGCCUGGAUCUGAUGCUGUCAAUUUCAGACAAUGCAAGCAUUUCAUCUCUGACUACCGAACUGUGUGCUUUAACUCCUUUGCAAACUUAUAAGCUUAUUUUGACAAUCAGCCAGCACAUUGAUUUUAGAUGCUUCGCUUAUAAGGCAUUUCUACCAAUGAUAAUUCCUCCUCAUGUUAAUCAGAUAAUGGACAAUAUCCUGGAAGUGUUCUCCAGCCUCAGUUCUUUCACUGCUAAGUCAUUAAAAAUUUUGGAUUUGAUACCCAAUCUUUUGCAGUCUGUCCGUGACAUGAACCUUCCAUCUGUUUUUGAAUUCAAUGAGAAUGUUAGAGAAAGGUCUCUGAGGAUUUCUGCAAGUGGUUCUUUUCAGACUCUCUCCAAAGCAAUUUGUAGGACACAAUCAACCAGCUUAUUCGGUGAUGCAAUGAUGUUCUCAGAAUUACCACAAAUCAACACAGUCACCGAGGAAGAUUUAAUCAAAUACAAUGUUCCUACAAAUACCACUCCCUACUGCUUGAGCUUUUAUAAGGAUAUUUUAAAAGCACCAAAUGGACCCUUGAUGUGGACUUUCCUGAAACCAUUGCUACUUGGUGAAAUUCUGUAUGCUCCAGGGACGAUUCCAAUACAGAAACUAAUGGACAAGUCCAACAGCAUAUUCAGCAUAGUUAAUGAUCUGAAGACCUAUGCUGAACUUUGGCUGAAAUCCUCAAGCCUUUUGGAGAAACAAGGAAACUUUCAGUCAAGUCAGCUUCAGGGGGCUUUGCAGAACAAUUUUAUACGCAGUUUCAUUCAGUCUCAACUGGAUAUUGAUCUUGAUAAACUUUUGGAAAGUUUACAACAAUAUGAAGAAGCAGUCACCAAAGCAAUGGAAGAUCCAGUUAUACAACAGAUCACUGUCCUCUCACAGUUGAUGGUGAAUGUUUCAUCCUGCGUGUUACUAGACCGCUUUACACAGCUAGAAUCGAAGGAAGAGCUGGAGAAGAAAGUACAAGAACUAAUGGAAAAAAACACAUUCCUAGCAAGUAUAUUGUUCGAUGUUGAUGAUAGCAACACCUCAAGGAAUAUACGAUCAUUGUCUCCCUCACUUCCAACUAAGUUGAGCUACACUAUUAGGACAGACAUUCUGCAUAGUAUGCCGACUGAUCAACUGGAAGAUCCCAAAUGGAAAUCUCAGCCUCAAAGUUUGCCAACACGCAGUUUCUAUUAUAAUCGUGUCUUCCUUCCAUUGCAAGAUAUGAUUGAGCGAGCGAUCAUUCAGUCUCAAAUUGGUCAAGAUAUCCCCAACCCUGCAAUACAGAUCCAAGCAAUGCCAUUUCCCUGCCACAUCAGUGAUCCGUUUCUCAACAACACAGCCUUCUUUUUCCCAUUAUUAAUGAUGCUCGCGUGGCUGAUUUCUGUGGCUUCCAUGGUGCGUAACCUUGUGUUUGAGAAAGAACUUCGACUGGAAGAGUACACCAAGAUGCUGGGAGUGAAGCCAAUAGUUCAUUUUCUGGUCUGGUUUCUGGACACUUUCUUUGUCCUGAUUCUGAGCAGUGCUUUCAUAACCAUUAUUUUGAAAGCCAGUGAAAUACUGCCAAACAGCAAUGGAUUCAUCAUUUUCCUCUUUCUUUUGGAUUUUGGAGUAUCUGUCAUUGCACUGAGUUACCUGAUUGCCACGUUCUUUAGCCAUGCUAAUACAGCAGCUCUCAGUGCUUGCCUGAUCUAUAUCAUUACCUUCUUCCCCUAUAUGGUCCUUGUGGCUGUACAGAAUCAGCUCAGCUUCUCCAGCCAGAUUCUGAUUUGUCUCCUGUGUCCAACUGCAUUCAGCCAGGGAUCAUAUCUUAUCACACUUUUUGAAGGUGAUGGAAUAGGAAUUCAGUGGAAUAACAUGUAUGAUAUGCCUGGUGAUGGGGACAAUGUGUCUUUUGCCUGGAUUUGCUGGAUGAUGGUCAUUGAUUCGGUGAUAUACUUUAUAUUAGGCUGGUAUCUCCACAAUAUUUUCCCUGGUAAAUAUGGAUCUCGGAAGCGUUGGUAUUUCCCAUUUACCAGUUUGUAUUGGAAAACCUUGUGUGAUUGUGCCAAGCGCUUUGACAGAAAGGUCGGAGAAGGCUACUGGGCCCAAAACCUUGAUUGCUACAAUCAGCAAAUUAAUGUUAAAGGAGACCCAUUCAAUUCUAUGGAUUUAACUGGGAAAGAAAUUACACCUCCCAAUUUGAACAUUGGAGUUGCUUUAAGAUCACUCACCAAAGAGUUUAAGCACAAAGAAAAAGUAGCUGUAAAAGACUUAAACCUUGAUUUCUAUCAAGGAGAAAUUACUGCUUUAUUAGGACCCAAUGGAGCAGGCAAGACAACAACAAUGUCAAUGCUAACUGGCUUGCACCAGCCCAGCUCUGGGAGUAUUUAUGUUAAAGGGAGGAAUAUGAGUCAAGAAAUGUCAGUCAUUAGAGAAGAGCUGGGAGUGUGUCUACAACAUGAUGUGCUGUUUGAGAAAUUAACAGUGCGUGAACAUCUCCUGUUAUAUGGCAUAAUAAAAGCACCACAGUGGACCUACCAACAGCUGUUGCAAGAAGUGAAAAUGGCCCUUGAGAAUGUUGAGAUUGGUCAGCACCAACAUAAACUGGUUGGAGCUUUGUCUGGGGGAACAAAGAGAAAGCUGUCAUUGGCAAUUUCAUUCAUUGGAGGCUCGUCUACUAUCAUUUUGGAUGAACCCACCAGUGGUGUUGAUCCCUGUUCUCGGCGUAACAUCUGGGAUGUUAUUUUAAAAUGCAGAACAGGUCGAACAAUUAUUUUUACUACUCACCAUUUGGAUGAAGCAGACAUCUUGAGUGACCGUAUUGCCAUACUUGAAAAUGGCCAGUUGAAAUGCUGUGGUUCUCCUGCCUACUUAAAGGAACAGUAUGGGCAGGGUUACAGUCUCAGUAUUUCAAAAAAGCCCACUGUGGUAGGAACUGAAGAGUCAUGUGAUGUUGGCCUUGUAACCUCCCUGGUGAAACAGCACAUUCCCCAGGCCUUUCUGAAGCAAGAUGCCUUUGGAGAGCUGACAUAUAACAUUCCAACAGUGGCAGAUAAGACUGCUUAUGAAAGGUUGUUUCAUGAUCUGGACAAAGAUAUGAAAACUUUACACCUGAGCAGCUACAGUAUCUCUGAUACUACACUGGAGGAGGUGUUUCUGAAGUUGCUUCAGAAUGAACAAAGCCCAGCUCCUCCUGAAGGCCAGGAUACAGUCUCUCUGAAUUCUGAGAGCAUCGAAUCAACUCACAGUGACAGUGCUGCCCUUGCUGGAACCCAACGAGUAACUGGAUGGCGACUCAUUUUGAAACAGAUGGUAGCUCUGAUGAUUAAACGCUUUCACCAUACAAGAAGGGACUGGAAAGGGGCCAUUGCAAACAUUCUGCUUCCUGUUCUCUUUGUCAUUCUAGCAAUGGCCCUGUUCAGUGUCAAGCCUUUAGUUGCUGAAUAUCCCUCACUCAAGCUAUCUCCAGAUAUAUAUCAAGAUUCAGACGUCACAUUCUUCAGUUCUGGUAACAAUGAUUUUAUAAACCUGACCUCCGUGUUGCUGAAGUUUCUGAAAAUAAAUGAAUCCUGCAUUGGCCAAGCCUCCAAUCUGGACAGUUCUUCAUGCGGGUGGAAUGGAAAUUCAGAACCACAGAGUUUUGUGGGGCACUGUAAUUGUGAUAAUGGCUAUCAGCAAUGUCCAGCAGAAAAUGCCACAACACCCUACUACAGAAAUAGUGAGGGACAACUGCUGUACAACCUCACAGGUUACAAUCUGCAAGACUAUUUAAUAUCAACAGAAAACAUGUUUGGACAAAAUAGAUUAGGAGGAUGGUCAAUUGGAGAAGAACUGCCGGAUAAUCUCAAGGAAAACAAUUUCACUCAGUUGGGACUUAAUUCCUUAAUGAAGGUGUGGUACAAUCAAAUGAGCUAUCACUCAGCACCAGCCUACCUGAACCAACUCAAUAACCUCAUUCUCUGGGCCAACCUACCACCAGACACUGACUGGACACAACACGGAAUUACACUGUACAGUCAUCCUUAUCGAGGAGCCCUUCCAGAUGAUGACAAAAUUAUGGAGAAUCUUCGACAGUGUGGAGUGGCAUUCUGUAUUCUGCUGGGGUUUUCUGUUCUAACAGCAAGUAUUGGUGGAUACGUUGUACAAGAUAGAGUUACUGGGCAGAAAAGAUUACAACACAUCUCUGGUCUGGGCUACAGAGUAUAUUGGAUUACAAACUUCCUGUAUGACAUGCUCCAUUAUAUGGUCCCAGUAGUUUUGUGCAUUUGCGUGUUUGCAGCUUUUCAGUUUUCAGCAUUCACUUACAAAGAUAACCUAGGAGCUACAGCCCUGCUGCUGAUUUUAUUUGGAUUUGCCACAAUGCCCUGGAUGUAUCUUCUGUCAAGGCUUUUCUCCAGCUCAGAUGUAGCUUUUAUCACAUAUGUGGCGAUUAACUUAGUGCUGGGUCUCUGCACUAUCCUUGCAGCCUAUCUUCCUCGUUUUCUGGCUCUAUUAUCCAGCCAAGGGCAACUAUUGAGAGUUUACAGUGUACUUCGCUGGGUCUUCAUCAUUUUUCCACAAUUUUGCCUGGCCUUUGGGCUGAUAGAACUAUCCUACAAUCAGUUGAAGUUUGAUCUCACCAAGGAUUUUGGAGUUGACUCGUACGUGAGUCCGUUUGAGAUGGACUUCCUGGGCUGGGUCUUUGUAGCAAUUACCCUGGAGGGAUGUUUAUUUUUGUUCCUUCGUCUCCUAUUCCAAGGAAAUUUGCUGUAUAAACUCUGCAACAAGGAUUCCUUGCAUGGUACAACCAGUGGCAAUGAGGAUGAAGAUGUUAAGAAGGAACGUGAACGGGUUCUGACUGGAGAAGCAAGCAGUGACAUUUUGCAGAUACACAACUUAAAGAAAUGUUACCAGACACUAAUCAAGAAAGUUAGUGCUGUGAAAGGAGUCACACUGGGGGUGCCUGCAGGAGAGUGUUUUGGACUCCUCGGUGUGAAUGGGGCUGGGAAAACUACCACAUUUAAAAUGCUGACAGGAGACAUAAGACCAUCUUCAGGCCAUGCAAUUAUCAGGACUGCUGUAGGGUCUGAACAAGACAUCAUAAACACAGAUAUUGAUGGGUCUCUGAUUGGAUACUGUCCCCAAUAUGAUGCACUGGAUGAUCUCUUGACUGGCUGGGAACACAUGUUCUACUAUUCUAGAAUUCGUGGAGUACCUGAGGAGACAAUCAAGAAACAUGUUCACAAUCUUGCUCAUCACCUGUACCUGACUUCUCAUGUUGAUAAAUUAGUGAAAACAUACAGUGGGGGCACAAAGAGAAAACUAUCAACAAUCCUGGCAUUGAUUGGCAGACCUCAAGUCCUUUUACUGGACGAACCAAGUUCAGGAAUGGAUCCUGAGUCCAAGCGCUAUCUCUGGAAGGCAAUCAUGAAUGAAGUGGAAGCUGGGUGUGCUGCUGUCCUGACAUCACACAGCAUGGAGGAAUGUGAAGCCUUGUGUACAAGACUUGCCAUUAUGGUAAAUGGUAAAUUAAAAUGUAUUGGCUCUCCCAAGGACAUAAAAACCAGGUUUGGGGAGGUUUAUUCAGUUAAAGUAGGCCUCAGCCGAAAAUUAGCUGGUGCAAUGCAGCUCACAGAUCUGUUGGAGGUGCACUUCCCUGGCACAGUCUUAAAGGAACAACAUCAAUAUUCCCUGGAGUAUGAGGUACCACAGAGACACGGAGAUUUAGCAAGGAUGUUUCAGUUUCUUGAGAACAACAAAGAGGAACUCAAUAUCAAACACUAUUCCAUUAGCCAAGCCACUCUAGAUCAGGUGUUUAUUAACUUUGCUCGUCAGCUAGAGGAAUCCCUGGAUCAAACAGCUGCAGAAAACAGUAGAACAAACCCAUCCGUAUAGCUCUUCAGUUAUCACGAGAGCAGAACGGUUUAUGGAAGCACAAAACAUAGUGGCCUAAUACAGACUCAGCUGUUUUAACAGAAAAGAAAAUGUGGUCUCAAUCUCAGGUUUUGAAGAGAGUUAUGUACCUCAGACAUGUAUUUUAUUAGUAACAUACUGGAAGGUUUUUAUUUUAACAUAACAUUACAAAUACGUUAAUGGGUUUUGAAAGUGCACCUUUUUUCCCAUUUUUUCAUUUAUUUCCUAUUACAAUGAAAUGAAACCAAAGUUAAAGCACCUUUGUUUUUAAAUGGAAAUACUGGAUUUAUUAAAGUUGUGUAUUUUUACUGUAAAUUCACCAAUUGUAUCCCUUAAAGUAUUAACAUUCUAAUUGAAUGCUGUAAUUGAUACACAAGAAAUCUGGUAUUCUAAAUUUGGGACAAUCACAGUGGAGAAAGGAAUGAUAUUCAGAGUAAUGAAAUAUCUGAGAAAUAGGUCUUGAAAGUACAAGAUUUGAUGAUUUAAUGUUUGUUAAAUUAUAGGUUUAAAAAUGACCUGAUUGCUAUUUUUCUCUAAGAUCCAUCACAACUGUAAUUAAGAAACUGAAGAAAGAAUCAAUUUUCACACUUUUUAAUUUAAGUGGAUCAGCAUAAAGACAAUUAAACAGAUAGUUUUUGUAAUUUUAUAAAUGUUAUUCACUGAUCUUUUCCUCUGAUCAACUUCAACUUCACGGAGCUUGUUUCUCAUUGUGUGUAAAAUGAAUUGGAAGUUGGUGUAGUCAGGAUUUAAAAAAGGCAAGCAUAAUGCAAACUGUCUUAUUUAAAAUAAUUCAUGUGAAAUAAUCAAUUUUUCUCACCUUCAUUAUUUAAUUGAUAAUUAUGAGGUAGUUGAAAGAUAAAACUAAAUCAUAAUGUGUUGUCAAAUUUAUGUUUUGUGUGAUAAAGUUGAACAUAUCCCAUUCUGAAGAUAUUGCAGAUUGAACAUACAAGGAAAAGCAUUACAAGUAGGAAAAGGCUAUUUGGUCCCUGAAGCCUGUUCCACCAUUUGAUAAGGCUAUAGCCAAUGCGAUUAUGGCCACAACUCCACUUCCCAACCUAUUCCCCAAACUAUUAUAUUCAAGAAUCUGUCUAACUCUAUCUUUAAAAUAUUCAAUGAUCCUGCCUUCAUCACUCUCUGGGCAAGGGAGUUCCACAAACUAACAACACGCUGAGAAGAAAACACUCUUUUCAUCUGCAUUUUAAGUGAAAGGCCACUUAUUAUUAAACUCUGUCCCAUAGUUCCAGUGGCUUGUUUUCAAAAGUACAGCAAUUCCUUAUCCAGUCCCUGGUUUGAAAUACAAUUAGUUUCCUAUUUUAGUCCACAAUCAAAAACAAAAGAAAUGAUCUUAGCACAUUCUUAAAUAAACAGACUACAAAUGCAGUUCUCUAAAUAUGAUCCCACUGAUAUCCUGUACAACUAUAACAGAACUGCCUUUAAUUUUAUGUUCCAUUCCUCUUGCACUAACCAACAUUUCAUUUGCCUUCCUAAUCAGCUGGUGUACUGCCUUCUACUCUUUUUGUGAAUCAGAUUCUAGGACACCAAGAUCCUUCUUUGAGUUUGGUAAUCUGUCUCCAUUUGAAUAAUAUGCUGUUUUUAUAUUGGUCUUGCCAAAGUGUAAAAGUUCAUAUUUUUCCAACAUUAUACUCCAUCUGCAAAAUGUUUGUCAACUCACUUUGCCUGACUAUGUCCCUUUGCGGACUCCUCAUGUCCUCUUCACAACUUAUUUUUCUACCUGACUUUGUAUCAUCAGCAAAUUCAGCAAUCAUGCAUUUCGUCCCUUGAUCCAAAUCAUUGAAAUAUUUGAAAGUUGUACUAUAUAGGACUCUUGAUAUAACACUGAUAUGACUGUGUUCAAUAUUUUGAUAUAUUAUUCUAGUUGCAUUAAUAUUAAACAAAGCUCAAUUUGUCACAAGCACUUUCACAUAAUGAGCUUGAGUACAUUAAGAAAUUACUUAACAUUAAAUGUUCUUGAAAAGCCUUGAUACAACAUAGAUAUUUUAUGGUAUAAUUGCAAUAUAGUAAUUUAAUAUAAAAUAUUAAACUGAUCAAAUUAUUCUUUUUUUGUAAAUGUACAUCUUUAAAUCAUAUAGUUGAAUAUAAAUUGUCUUCCAGUUCCACAUAUUCUUGCCUUUUGAAAAUUAUACAAUAACAGUUGAUCAUUUAGAAUCUAAUUUGAAAUCACCCACAUUUAGUACUAAAUAAGUAUUAAUUUAUCAGUGCCAAUCCACUCCAUUUUAAAUGUUAGAUGUUUUCAGUGUAAAAAAUGCAAGGUAGGCAAGUGGUUACAACAGCUGAGAUCUAACCUAUCUGAUAUGGAAGAGAAGAUUUAGAUGUGAGUGGAGGGAAUUAAAUUCACAACGUUCCUUCUUAUAAAUUUUAAGGCAUGUACAGAUUGUUGAAGUGCUCCUGCAAAUUAAUGAUUCUUCAUCACAUCAAGAUAUUAAACAUGUACAAUGUUUUUGGAGUACCUACACAAAUACUUUUUAAGUAGCUUAUCAGAUUCUGUCAAAUAUAUUAAGUAUUUAUCUUAAAGUAGUCAGUCGCAAAAAGACAGAUUCAACUUUGUUUUUUUUCUGAGCUUCAAGAGCAAUUGUUUUGCUUUUGAAAAUAUUACGUAUGCCUGAAUAAUACUUGGCAAUUAUUCAUAGAUCACUUCUGCAGAACUGAGCAGGCCUGUACUGGGUCUUAAAUAAAAUCUAUACCAGCUGUCAACUACUGUGGAAUGUUUGGGUAACUGAGGAACUUCUUUAUGGGUUACAAAGUGGCUAGAAGACCCAUAUAAUACUCCAGACUAAAAUUUCCAUCAUUGUGCUCUCUCUGAGCCCACAGAUAUCUGCUCCAAUGUUCAAUCAUUAAACUCAAGGAUUACAAUAAAUUCAAAAAUUAUUCAGAUCAUUCCAGAAAUUGAACAUAUUAGUGUUAUAUUAAGAGUCCUAUAUAGUGCAACUUCCAAAUAUUUCAAUGAUUUGGAUACUUUACAGUCGUGACUACAUUUCUGAAAGACGACAUUAUUUGCUAAGUACUUUUGAGUUUCCUCAGAAUAUGUGACUUACCAUAUAAAUGUAUCUUUUUUACUUUCUUCUUAGAAAUGUUGAUCUCAAUUCAUGUGUAAGACCUUUUGGUUACUUUUUCCACUUUGCUUAUGUGUUUUCAAUUAAUCUUUGAAUUCUAAUCAUUCUACAUAAAUAAAUUGCUUCUCUAUUUUUGCAAUUUA
This is a messenger RNA of Chiloscyllium plagiosum (whitespotted bambooshark), 18020 nucleotides long. RefSeq names its product ATP-binding cassette sub-family A member 13-like. Gene Ontology annotation, biological process: lipid transport; transmembrane transport. NCBI's taxonomy places the organism in Eukaryota, Metazoa, Chordata, Chondrichthyes, Orectolobiformes, Hemiscylliidae. Gene Ontology annotation, cellular component: membrane; intracellular membrane-bounded organelle. The record is from RefSeq and is a predicted model, not a curated record. Gene Ontology annotation, molecular function: ABC-type transporter activity; ATP hydrolysis activity; ATP binding.